This is a messenger RNA of Lathyrus oleraceus (garden pea), 387 nucleotides long. RefSeq lists its product as uncharacterized. The record is from RefSeq and is a predicted model, not a curated record. NCBI's taxonomy places the organism in Eukaryota, Viridiplantae, Streptophyta, Magnoliopsida, Fabales, Fabaceae. The transcript has a single exon. Bases 1 to 387 code for a protein of 128 amino acids.
AUGACCAAUGGUGAAGGCGUCCUCGUACCAGAACCAGAAAAUCAAUGGAAUGAUAAUGAUAAGAAAUUGUGGUCUCACGAUUGGAAAGCACAAAACAUUCUCAUAUCUGCACUCGGUGUUGAUGAAUUUUAUCGUGUUUCCCAUUGUGAAUCUGCCAAGGCUAUGUGGGACGUGUUAGAAGUUACCCAUGUGGGAACAAACAAAGUCAAACAAGCUAAGAUCAAGAAAUUGAAUCAAGAGUUUAAACUCUUUCAUAUGAAGCAUGGUGAAACCAUUUCCGAAAUACAAAAGAGGUUUACACAUCUUAUUAACCGAUUGAAUUCUCUAUGUAAACCUAUUUCCAAUGAUAUUAUCACUAAUAAGGUUUUGAGAUCUCUUAAUAUAUAA